CAAUUAUUCAAAGGGAGUGAGUAGAGUGAAGUGAAGUGAAGUAGGGCAAUCCAAAAUUCGCCAUUUUUGCUUUUAGUGAAGGGAGAUUUUAUAUUUGUCAGGCUGGAGGACGAGGAAUAUUUUGUAAAAAGUGUGUCAUUACAUUUAAUUUCUCGUAGCGAAGACUUUAUUUGAACAAGAUCUUAGUUUAAUAGUGUGGUAUUAUUUAUUACUAACGUUUGUAUGUAGUGCUACUUCCCCAUCGUAAAAUUUGCUCGUUGGUGUGUCGCUUUAGCUAAUUCAAUGGCUAUGAUAUCAAAGUUUUAAUCUGUCGUGUCGCUUAGACGUUCUCCUCUCGGGAUAAUAUCGAGAAAGCGAGGCGACGCCUUUAGAAAUGAACAGGCCUCAAGGCGGACGCAUUCAAGUCCCGGAUGACCUUAGAGAGAUCUUAUUGGAGUUCACCAUAAGUUAUCUUCUGGAGCAACCGGGGGACGUGAUCAACUACGCUGUCGAGUUCUUCACAAGAUUACAAAACAACAGGACGACCACCGUAGUGAGAGCCCCUGUUGCCGGCACACCCGAUGAGUCCAUAAUAUCAGACGAAGAAGAGCCGCCAGUGGCGCGCUUCAACAACCGCCGCAAGUCUGUAUUUGCGGAGACGUAUGAUCCCGAGGAAGAUGACUCCGACGAGGGCACCACGACCGUCUUCCCGAAGUCGGAUGCCCAGCGCCAGCGGCUCGCGGAGGCAGUCCGCAGCAUCCUGCUGUUCCGCUCGCUCGAUGCCCAGCAGAUGCAGCAGGUGCUGGACGCGAUGUUCGAGAAGCGCACGGAGCCCGGCGAGUACUUGAUCCGGCAGGGAGACGACGGCGACAACUUCUACGUCAUCGAGAAUGGCAUGUUCGACGUGCUCGUCACCGGGGAUGACCGCAUCGAGAAGGUGGUACACACAUACGAAGGCUCCGGCUCGUUCGGUGAGCUGGCUCUCAUGUACAACAUGCCCCGCGCGGCCUCCGUUCGCGCCCAGACGCCCGGCCAGCUGUGGGCCAUGGACCGCCACACCUUCCGCCGCAUCCUGCUCAAGAGCGCCUUCAAGAAGCGCAAGCUCUACGAAGAUCUCCUCGAAAAAGUGCCCAUGCUCAAGGCACUCCAGGCGUACGAGCGCGCCAACCUCGCCGACGCGCUGCUGCCGCGCACUCUGAUCGACGGCGAGCUGAUCAUCCGGCAGGGAGACACCGCCGACGGCAUGUACUUCGUGGAGGACGGCGCCAUCAGCAUCCGCAUCACCCGCGACGACGGCAACGAGCACGAAAUCAAGCGUCUCGAGGCUGGUGGCUACUUCGGUGAGCUGGCUCUUGUCACCCACAAGCCUCGUGCUGCUUCUGCUUACGCCGUCGGCCCCACCCGGGUUGCAUUCCUGGACGUUGAGACAUUCGAGCGCCUGCUGGGCCCGUGCAUGGAGAUCAUGAAGCGCAACAUCGACGACUACGAGGAGCAGCUGGUGAAGCUGUUCGGCGACAAGAGCAACCUCACCGACGUGCGAUGAACGCGCCCCGCGCCGCACACAGCGCCAACACUUGUUUCCCUUCCACACACCGUAAUCUAAUCCUAUAUUCGUUUUAUAGCUUCCACUGGGGUUAUGCUGUACUUAACUUAUGUAUUUACAUUACAUGGAUAAAAACAGCAGCUAAGCAAAAUGGAGUUGAGUAAUUUAGUAACUAUUUUAAUGUUCCUGUAUUAUUUAUUACCUUAUUAUAGCUCCCAUUUAGUUGGUAUGCCAAUCACAUGACAAUUUGAGUGUAACAGUAAUUCUAAAGAACUUCAAAGUAUACAGCAUAACCUCAAAAUAUUAAGACAUUUUGCGGUCAUUAAGCAUUCGCUUAUUAAGUAGCUCUCACUUAUUUUAUGCUUAACCAACUAAAAUAUUGGUACAAAGUUACAAAAGAAACAACAAUUUGAUUUAAUUUAAUAUAGUGCCAUUUUUAAUUUAAUUUAUUGAACUUAUCGUAGUAGAUAAAACAGAUUACGCGUUGAAUGGAAGGUGAAAUAAUGACUACACACCGAGCGCUCAAUAAUAUUGCAUUGAUAAAAAUAUACGCUUAUUUUAGAUAGAGAAAUGCCUUAGUAGCUAAGUAUAUAUAAGGUACACCGAGGAAGGUGGGCGUCGAGGCGAGCGCGUAGGAAACAAAAUGCUAACGAGACAUUAUGCUCAUUUUAUGUGCCAUAACUGCGAGAACAAUGAGAACUCGACAACGCUGUUUGCUUAUAUCAACUUUUAAUUACUUUGAUAUUUUUCUAUUACAAAUGUUUUACUUUUCAAUGUGCAAUACCUUUUAUUAGUUUAUUUUAUGUAAAACAUGUCACAGCACAUUUUGUUUUCUACGGAAGUCGUCACUUAACCAAGAUCGAAGAAAACAUCUAACGAUAACAAUAGAAUUUAUGAGUCGAGGGUAAAAGGCAUUAGUGUUAAAGAUUAACAUUAAAUAUGUUCUACGUAGUGAGUGGUUACAAUGCAAUACUAUUCGGCACUCGGCCACGUCUAUCUUGGGAUAUUCUCUAUCGCUAUCGCCAUUUCUAUUAACUUAAGAUAUUUUCACUGACACAGGCUUUUCUGAAUGAUAACAAAAUUAUAUACCUAGUAGGUAAAUUAUAUAGUUGUAUUUUUUAUUUUUGUGAUUAGAUUAAAUCUAUCACUUAGUAUUUUUAUUUAUUUUUUAUAUCUUGGUUAAAGUUUUCUCGUCGAUAUAUGUAUAUGGAGAUUGUAAUGUGAGGAUCAGUUUAUUAUAUGCCAAAUUAUAAAUAAUAGUUUACGUGUUGUAAUUGUUACAGGACAGUUUGCGAAUUUACAAAUGUUCUGUAGUUUAAUGUCUACAAACAUUCAGACUUGUUAUCGAUCCUGAAAUUAUAAUGUUUUAUUACAUGGAAAUGAAAUACAUAUUAUACAAAACAAAUAUAUAUGAUUUGUUUCGUUCGCAGAGUAUUUUAUUACGAUUGUUUCAUAGUAAUUUUGUUAAGGAAAUGGAUUUGUUUUAUGUUAUCUUUGAAUUAAUUUAAAUCUUCUUUUCUGUUGUAGAGAGUUCCUAUUGUUUUGUUUGCUCUUUAACAAUUUUACAUUAUAAUAGAUCUGAGGUGUUUUAAAUUUGUAAUACUUUUAUAGCGAACACGAAGCUCCAAUGAACAAAUAGUAGAAAUCCAUCGUUGUUGAUUUGAUAAGUCCUUUAAGAUUGGUGUAUAAAUAGUAUUGGUUAUUUUGGUGUUGUGGCUCUCGCGGUGAUCACGACGCUCGUGUUGCCGCACUCGCCACUCGCCGGCACUCGUCCUACCCUCAGGUACAACGUUCCAGUAUUAUUUAAAUUAGAAUCAUCCAACGUUUAUUUCGUGAAUCCAACCAAAGUAGGUGAGUGCGUAAAUAUCAUGUGUAGCGCUAAAUAUUUAAGUAUAUAUUUACUAUGUAGUAGUUAGUUUUCGUCAUUUCUUAUUGUAAUUUAAAUAUUAGUAGAUUAGGAAAUUUUAAUGGAAUAUAGUCAAAUCCUGAGGGGUGAGGUGUAUCGUUUUGACGCCAUGUACAAAAGUGUACAAAUUGAUUUCAGAUGCCAUAGAAGAUUUUAUUUUAUUGAAUGAAUAUAAGACGUUACGUUAUUUUAUUGUGGACUGUAAAUGUACCGCUUGCGACUCUCACUGGUUAUCAAGCCCAGACAUGACUCUGUGUUAGCACAUUACGCCAUGUCGGCCUGCGCUUCUGCUUCUUGUGAUUUGCAAUCGUUGUUUUUCUUAACUGCCGAUUUGAGUUUGGUUGACGUUGCUAAUACAUUCCCUUUAACUGGCUGGCAUUGUUUAUUUAUUUUGUUACUGACAAUAAUUUUUGUCCACCCAUCGAUUUGCUAUACUUAGUUAAUUCUCACUUGAAGUGCCUAUUUUGUACAAGUACAUCAACCAGACAACAAUUUUCUUAAUACACUUUCUCACUAACAAUUAUAAUAUUAAUCUCGUGUUUUUAACUUACUUAAACUGCCUUUUUCUAUGUGAAAUUGUGAAACGUGUUGUGAGAUAUGUGUAUUUAGUGUAUCGGACAUCAAUCAGUCAUUCAAUACCUCCAAUUUUAAGACGUCAAAUCACUCUAUAAACUAUUUGAUAAUGUUCAAAAUAUUUACCGUAAAAGGACUCGAGUAAUUAUUUCAAAAGAAUUUGGAUACCUUGAUAUUAAAGUACAUGAAAAUCGUGAGGUAAAUAUUUUGAUUCUAGGGCAUUGUUUAUACAAUAUACUUUUUUCGAGAUGUGUGAGUGUUUAGAAUCCACUGUCAAUCCGUUACCUUGGAGAGUGCGGUGUUUGAUUGGUCCCCUAUGGUAGUGUACAUGAGUUGAUAUUGCUAUGUAUAACGUUGUGUUUGUUACAUUGUACAGGUGAGGUGCGUCACGUGUCGCCCCCGCGUAAUGUCUGUGUGUCCCCAGUGUAUUGAACCCAGUAGUUUAUAUUAUCGUGCAAUAAUAACUAAUAACUGUCAUUUAUCUAUGUCGUUUACAUCAAUAUCAUGUGUUACAUUUUGUCUGUGUGAAAUUUAUUUAUAGAAUUUAAUAAAAUAUGAAUAGAAUAAGAAAUAUAUAUCGCUCUUAAUACAUGAAUUUUCAUCGUCGGUUUUGUAGAAAUGCUAAUCAAUUUACACUUGUAAAUCCCGUUUUUAUUAAAUUAAUCGACACGCAACAUUAAUGUUAAAAUAGAAGCACAAAUGUGUAGAGGCGCGAGUCGAUGGGAGGUUUUCAUUCUGUCUUCCAUGGGACGCACAGAAGUCGCCGCUAAUCGUUUCACUCGGACCGCUAUUAUAUGCAUUCUCUGGCAUACUGAUGUAAAUUUGAAAUUCAUUACGCUUAACCGUAGCGUAAUUUUUUAUAAAUUAUACUAGUCAUUGGUGUCUAAUGUAGAUUUGUAACCUGACGCACGUUGGAUUGGAAUGUACUCCAUGUCUUCACUCACGUUAGGUGUAAGUCAUACCCGUUCCAUACGAAGUGAAAGCAUAUCAGCGCGGCCGGCGGCGGUCGCGUCGCUUCUAUGAUUAUAAUGCACCACAUAUUGUGUACAUCCGGUAGCCAGUUGAAAACUAGUACCGCUUCUCCCACGUCAUGAGCUUACCCUGUACAUUUAUAAAAUUAUGUAUCGUAAAAUGUUAGAAAACUGAAUUAUAUUUGUUUGUAGAUCUAAA
Molecule: messenger RNA, 5171 nt
Organism: Trichoplusia ni (cabbage looper)
Lineage: Eukaryota; Metazoa; Arthropoda; Insecta; Lepidoptera; Noctuidae
Gene: Pka-R2
Product: cAMP-dependent protein kinase type II regulatory subunit
Exons: 7
Coding region: 374-1522 (382 amino acids)
Biological process (GO): regulation of protein phosphorylation
Cellular component (GO): cAMP-dependent protein kinase complex
Molecular function (GO): cAMP-dependent protein kinase regulator activity
Source: RefSeq, a predicted model, not a curated record